AUGUCAGCCAACACCGACUCUGCUUCCCAGGACGUACCCUCAGUUUCUUCUCCGGGUGCCGAGCCUGUUUCUAAACCCAAAGGCUUGACCAAGGGAUCUGUGGAGCCACGACCCGCACCAACAGCUGAGCCUGCGACAUCGGGUGAUGUUUUACCUGAGGCGGCGCUUUUGGUGAAGAGGCCUAGAAGGUUCGAAAUAACCUUGGAAAUCGAGCCUUCCCAAAGGGUUGAAACGGCCCUAGAAGUUGAAGUUACCACGGCAACCGACCCGUCGUCUAGUACCGACCCAGCUACUGCGACUGAGGUACUUCCAACUACUGACACUGCUAGAGCUGUUCCGGCUUCUUCUCCUGCUCCUUCAUCGAGGCCGGAUAACCUCGAUAAUAUGCUUGCCAAUACUCCUCCUGCCACGGUCGAAGCCUCGGGUUUCAGUCAUCUUCAUAUUCCACGAUCUCCAACCGGUCAAGAAAAGGAGGACCAGCUGAGCCGGGCAGUCCCUCCUCCGAACCUUCAAUCCGAGCUUGAGGCAGCUAAAGCUGAUAACCUCCAUUUAAAGGCUAAACUUGAUGAUGCGGCUCGGCGAUUUGAGGCUACUAUCGCCCAGCGUCGAGGUGAGCUUAACUCGGUUAAGGCUGAUGCCGAGAAAGCGGUAGAAAAAUUUCACCAGCUCGAAGUCGAGAGAGCCACCGAGAAAGAGAAGCUGAGGGUAUUUGAGGAGAAAGCCGAGACUCGGGCUCAGACCGUUGAUAAACUUAAGAGCAAGCUCGAGGAGGCUACUGCAGCCAAUGAUCUUCUUCAGACCGAGCUUGAAUCCGUCAACCAAGUUCAAAUCACUCUACUUCAGGCGAAGUUCAAAUUGGAAGAGAACCUGCAAAAAGCUGAGGCCGAUCUGGAAGAAUCUCUCAAAGAUAUGGAGGCUGCCGAGGCUCACACUAUGCUUUCGAUUGAGUAUGAACGUUGGAAAUCCCGGUGA
Lycium ferocissimum is the source of this 972-nucleotide messenger RNA. RefSeq lists its product as uncharacterized. NCBI's taxonomy places the organism in Eukaryota, Viridiplantae, Streptophyta, Magnoliopsida, Solanales, Solanaceae. The transcript has 5 exons. The coding region runs from base 1 to 972 and encodes 323 amino acids. The record is from RefSeq and is a predicted model, not a curated record.